Closterium sp. Yama58-4 is the source of this 3222-nucleotide messenger RNA. The record is from the annotation of a GenBank genome assembly. NCBI's taxonomy places the organism in Eukaryota, Viridiplantae, Streptophyta, Zygnematophyceae, Desmidiales, Closteriaceae.
AUGCCGAAGGUCCCCGACUCGCCGGACUUUGCUAAGUAUAUCAGGUUCAAGGACAAACGCGGCGGGUCACGGUCAACGAAGUCAAUGCAGUCUACAAGCUCAACGCGGUCAUCUAUUAGCUCAGCUCAGCUUGACGUGAGGCAAGCUGCAGCGAAGGCCUCAGCCGCAGUCGCUAACCCCGUUAUAGCACAGCAGGUGCAGGCUACGCUGAAUAACGAGGCGCCUAUUAACGCGGUCAGCGAGUUACAACUGACCCAACAGCAGCAGCAGCAGGAGGAGGCAGAGGGGCAGAACCAACAGCAAGCGCUGCGGCGCAGGCUGGGUCCUACCGCGCUAAAGGCCUUCCCCGCGCCCGACGCGCUUCUUACCGCCUCCCCCAGUGGCGGAAAGAAGAAAGUCUCCGCCUUCCGCCAAGCCGCCAUCGCUCGCCACCUCCAAUCCGUCUCCGCGGUGGGCGCGGGCGGCUCGCCGAGAAAUAGCCAGGUAACUUCCGGCACGUUAGGCGCUGCGGAACUGAAGGCGGAUCCCCCCUCGCAGCCAGCGGUUAUUAAUCACCGCUUGGCCGCCGCCAUUGCCGCCGCUUCCCGCGGAACCGGCGGAGCUGGUUCCUCCCCAUCUCCCGCCCAGAUUGCGGCGGCGGCGAGCGCCGCUACGCGGCUAGCGAAGCGCCAUUCCGCCGACCCGGAGCGUCCCAGCGCUGAUUCCGGCGGAGCGAACAGUGCGGGGAGCGCGGGGGGGAGCACCGGGGGAAGCGGAGCCAGUAACAGCGCGGGUAAGGGUGCGCCCUGGGAAUUGACGCGUUCGAAAACAGGCGACUCGGGUGGGUCAGCCCAUGGAGAAGAGGGCACUCGCGAAGUGCCGGCGCGCAGUGCGGGUAUGGGGAUGGGGCUGGUGAUGGGGAUGGGGAUGGGGAUGGGGAUGGGGAUGGCGGAAGCCGACGAGGGCGGAGCGGCGAUUGCGCGGCGGAAGACCGCGGAUCAUCUGCACACCAUGCGGAACGCGCGCGAAGCGGAGCGAAGCAUGCAAUCGCAACGCUUCCCCUCGUCUCGCUCCACGAUGACUGGCGACAUGCCGGUUUCGCUAGAGGAGCUGUGCAGCGGCGAAAUUGACGACCUAAGCGACACGGACGAGUUUGGUGCCAACGACAUGGACGGAGACGAUCUUAUCGAGGGGCUAAUUCUCCCGUUAGAAGGUCACGCGGUACCGGAACAGGAGACACGAGGGAUGACUCGUACGAGGUCCCUCGGGAAUCUCGAAUCGGCUCUCGAAGCGGCUGUUGCGGCGGAUCUGGCCGUUUUACCGUUUGACGCGACGAAGACAAGCAGCAGCGGCGGCGGCUCGGGGGAGCUUACUCGUACGGCGGGAGCGGGAGUGACCGCGCGGGGAGAGCAACUGGAGUUGAACACGUUAAAGAGCGCGACGCGGAGGGCUUCGAUUGCUGGAAGCGCCGUAGCGACAGCUUCGGCAGCGGCGCGAGGGAAGGGCUGGGGAGUCAGCCUGCUACACGCGAGGGAGACUCUAGGCGGCUCCGGUUCGUACGACGUCGAUCGACUUGCUAAUAAGCGAGUUGACUUUGGUGGCGCGCAAGGGUUGGGGACACAAACGGGGGGUGUGACUAGAAUGAAGGAGGGGGGAAACGUGGUGAAGUCGGGAGAGUUGGACCGUUUUUCGAGCUCUCGCGCGUCGGAACCAGGUGCUUCUCCAGGCGGGGCCUCUGUUGGUUCAGGUGGUGGCGACAGUGGUCGUCUUUCAUCGCUUUCUGCUUCCGCUUCGGGUGGUUCGGGAUUGGAGCUUUACUCUCCGUAUCCGGCUGGUGCUAACCCUAGCGAAAUCGCGACGGGACUGGCUUCGUCUGGUGGCAGCGUUGGCACGGAUGUGUUCAGUGGUGGUUUGGAUCCGUAUGGUGUAGCUGCCGUACCUCUUCCCGUGCCUACGCUCUCGCCUCGGCCAUCCAGCUCUGGCGGAGACAGGCCUGCUGGUGCUGCUGGGAGGAGAAGGGACGGGGGGAUGGGGGGAGGGGGAGUCGGGGGAUUGGAAGCGUCUGGGCUAAGCGCAGGGGGAGGCGUGCCAGUUGUUGUCAAGGCGGAGAGGGGUGCGGAUGGGAGGGCAAACGCGGAGAAAAUGCGCGGGUGCUGCGAAGGGGGGGAGAAGUGGGGAGGUGGGAGCGGAGAAACGAGGGGGGGCGGGGGAGGAGGAGCGGAGGUGAUGGGGAAAGUGAUUGCAGCGGUGGUUGAAGCACACUCGCUUUUCUUUACUGAUGAGACUCCCAACGGCACCAAGAUAUGUGACCACCUCCUCGCUGCCCUCCUCGACCUCACGCAGUCCCCCAUGGGAGUGAUUGCCUCUGUGUUGCACCGCCACGACGGCUCGCCCUACCUCAAGACCCACGCGGCUACCAACGUGGCAUGGACGCCAGAGCUGCACCAGUGGUGUCUCGCCAACUAUGCCAGCGGUCUCGUCUUCACCAACAUGAAGUCCCUCCUCGGGGCAUCCAUUGCCUCUCGUCAGCCGUAUAUCUCCAACCAUCCGCUCUCCGACCCCCAGUCCUCCGGCACCCCUCCUGGGCACCCGACCAUCAACGCCUUCCUCUCUGUGCCGGUGUUCAUGGGCACCGAGUUAGUAGGCGUGUGGAUGGUAGCGAACAAGGAGGGAGGCUAUAACGAGGAUAUAGUGCAUGCAACGGAGCCACUAUCCGCCACGCUGGGGCAGAUUCUUUUUGGCAUCAGCAAGAGGAAGCGAAGGAUGGAGGCAAAGAGCAAGCUUUACGAAGGCCGAGUGCCGGCUGCUGGGGAAUCCCGUCUGGUGGUGGACGCGUUGGGCACAGUCACAGCCUGCAACAGAGAGGCCAGCAAGCUGUUCUGCAUGCCCAUACUCGCACCACCACCAACAGCAGCACCAACAACAGCACCACCAGCAGCAGCAGCUGGUGCAGCGGGUGCGGGUGCUGGUGCUGCUGAUGAGGCUGUGUAUCCUCUGGCUGAGCCGGUGGCUUUCCCGGAUCUGUUUUACAACAUCAACUGCAGAGAGGACUUCAUGCUGCUCGGAGUGGACGCUCAUUUGGACAAGUCCUGCUGGUCCAUGGCACGCCAGCGCACCGGCAAGACCAUUCUCGCCCUCGUGCGCAUCACCAAAAAGAACCUCCCCACUGGCGCUGCUUUCGUCUGCUCUGUGUGGGAAAUGAUUCCACCCGAGUAUGCCAAGCUGCUCCGAGGAACCCAGUGA